Messenger RNA from Jaculus jaculus (lesser Egyptian jerboa), 1131 nucleotides. It is a transcript of the gene Tnnt2, whose product is annotated as troponin T2, cardiac type. Bases 105 to 992 code for a protein of 295 amino acids. The record is from RefSeq and is a predicted model, not a curated record. Gene Ontology annotation, molecular function: troponin C binding; troponin I binding; tropomyosin binding. Gene Ontology annotation, biological process: sarcomere organization; cardiac muscle contraction; regulation of muscle contraction. The transcript is spliced from 16 exons. Lineage: Eukaryota; Metazoa; Chordata; Mammalia; Rodentia; Dipodidae. Gene Ontology annotation, cellular component: troponin complex.
UGCCUGCUUAAAGCCCUCUCCAGUCCCUACCCUGGGCCAGUCCCUGCUGAGGCUGAGCAGACAUCUCAGGACCUGUGUACCGCCCCGAUCCGAGAACGGAGACCAUGUCUGACACGGAGGAGGUAGUGGAGGAGUACGAAGAGGGGCAGGAAGAAGCCGUGGAAGAAGAGGAAUACUGGCAAGAGGACGAAGACGAGCAAGAGGAGGCGGUGGAAGAGGAGGCUGACGGGGCUGAGGCUGAGGCUGAGGAGACCAAAGCAGAAGAGGAUGGUCCAGGGGAAGAAGCCAAAGAGGCAGAAGAUGGCCCAGUGGAGGAGUCCAAACCCAAGCCCAGCAGGCUAUUCAUGCCCACCUUGGUGCCACCCAAGAUCCCUGAUGGAGAGAGGGUGGACUUUGAUGACAUCCACAGGAAGCGCAUGGAGAAGGACCUGAAUGAGCUGCAGACACUCAUCGAGGCUCACUUUGAGAACAGGAAGAAGGAGGAGGAGGAGCUCAUUUCUCUCAAAGACAGGAUCGAAAAGCGGCGGGCAGAGCGGGCCGAGCAGCAGCGCAUUCGCAGUGAGCGGGAGAAGGAACGGCAGAACCGCCUGGCGGAAGAGAAGGCCCGGCGCGAGGAGGAGGAGAACAGGAAGAAGGCAGAGGACGAGGCCCGGAAGAAGAAAGCUUUGUCUAACAUGAUGCACUUUGGAGGUUACAUUCAGAAGACGGAGCGGAAGAGCGGGAAGAGGCAGACGGAGCGAGAAAAGAAGAAGAAGAUCCUUGCGGAGAGAAGGAAGGUGCUGGCCAUCGACCACCUGAACGAGGACCAGCUGAGAGAGAAGGCCAAGGAGCUGUGGCAGAGCAUCUACAAUCUGGAGGCUGAGAAGUUCGAUCUGCAGGAAAAGUUCAAGCAGCAGAAAUAUGAAAUCAAUGUUCUGCGGAACAGGAUCAAUGACAACCAGAAAGUCUCCAAGACCCGUGGGAAGGCCAAAGUUACCGGGCGCUGGAAGUAGAGGCUGAGCGGCCUUCACCAGAACUCUCUGCCUGCCCUGCCCUGUGGACCCUCAGCUCCGGGGCCUCCUGGUUACCCCUGUGUAGACGCUCCCCAUGCCCAUGCCACACCAGGAAUAAAAAGACAGCACAUUUCACACA